CCCGCCCCCGUCCUUUCCCUUACGCGUGGUAUCUGUUUUGGCAGCAUGGCUUCUUCAGCGAAAAGACGAGCAGUUGGAAUGGGAGAAAAUCCCGCUGAUAGUGAGGAUAACAGCUCUGAUGAAGGAUUGGAAGACGACGUUGAUUCAGCAGAGAAUAACAGCGGAUCAGAAGAGGAGAUCAAUGAAGAGGUCAUUGUAGACUUUGAGGCCCAUACCAUUACUCACAAUGACUACAAUGGGGUCAAGAAACUCCUGCAACAGCUGUUUCUGAAGGCUCGUGUCAAUACAUCCGAGUUGACCGAUCUCCUCAUCCAGCAGAAUCAUAUUGGAAGCGUCAUCAGGCAAGCAGAAGUGCCAGAGGACAGUGAUGAUGACGAGGAUCCAGCUGAUGAGGUGUUUGGUUUCAUCAGCAUGCUCAACCUCACUGAGAGAAAGGGUGUCCAGUGUGUGGAGGAGGUAAAGGAUCUGAUCCUGGGUCAGUGUGAGAAGAGUUGUCCCCAUAGUGUGACAGACGAUCUGGAGAAGGUCCUCAACGACACCAGUAAGCCUGUAGGACUGCUGCUCAGCGAGAGGUUCAUCAACGUGCCCCCACAGAUCGCCCUGCCCCUCCACAAACAGCUACAGGAGGAGAUGGCAGAAGCCCAGAGCAGCAACAAGCCCAGUGGGAAGUGUCAUUACUGCCUGAUGAUCAGUAAGACCUACAAGGAUCCCUCCAAGACCAGAGGAGCACCGCCUAAAGACCAGCUCACGUUCGUCAACGCAGAGGAAGAGUUCUUCUAUGAGCAAGCCACCAUGAAGUUCCACUACUCGGUGCAGGAGGAGACGGACAGUGUUCUGAGUGGGCGGUGGUCCUUCGACGACGUCCCCAUGAAGCCGCAGCGUACCGUGAUGCUCAUCCCGGCAGACAGGAUGUCAGCCAUCAUGGACAAGCUCAAAGAAUACCUGACCGUGUGACCAACCGUACGACUAAACAUACAGAAUAAACUCUGGUAAACAACAGGACUGAUUUUUUUUGUAAUGUAAAAUUCAAUACGAAACAUCGAAAGGAAGGGACCACUGGAAUCAUUUUCGUUAAGCUGAGAAUAAUGUCAAGUCAAUGUCAUUAUGUAACGGUUUCCUUCAGCCCAGCGGUUUUAUCUCGACGUUUUUAGGUAAAAAUGUAUCUUUUGACAAAAUAAAUCAUUUUAGACCUUG
Salvelinus fontinalis (brook trout) is the source of this 1194-nucleotide messenger RNA. RefSeq names its product protein BCCIP homolog. Gene Ontology annotation, cellular component: nucleus. NCBI's taxonomy places the organism in Eukaryota, Metazoa, Chordata, Actinopteri, Salmoniformes, Salmonidae. The transcript has 6 exons. The record is from RefSeq and is a predicted model, not a curated record. Bases 46 to 954 code for a protein of 302 amino acids.